Molecule: messenger RNA, 996 nt
Organism: Didymella exigua CBS 183.55
Lineage: Eukaryota; Fungi; Ascomycota; Dothideomycetes; Pleosporales; Didymellaceae
Exons: 2
Coding region: 1-996 (331 amino acids)
Molecular function (GO): NADP binding; oxidoreductase activity, acting on the CH-OH group of donors, NAD or NADP as acceptor; NAD binding
Source: RefSeq, a predicted model, not a curated record
AUGGAUACAUCAAGAGCACCCACAACCGUUAAAACGGUCGGCUACAUCGGCCUCGGCAACGCUGGGUUCUCCAUGGCAUCAAACCUCCCCAAAACCGGCUUCAGCGUAGUAGUAUACGAUAUUGACACUGAGAGAGUACAGAAGGCUGCAAAGGAAUGGAAGAACACUACAGCUUCCGAUGGUAGUGCCGAAUCGUUCAAGGACUGCGACAUGAUUGUCACCAUGCUACCGCAAGGCAAGGUGGUCCGCGAAGUCAUCAUUGGAAAGGGGAUCGACAAAGCACUCAAGCCUGGCACAAUCAUAGUCGACACCUCCUCAUCCUCACCCUUCGACACACAGUCCCUCGGCCGCGAACUUGCCGCACACAAACUCACACUCGUCGACGCACCCAUUACACAAACCUACAUGCACGCAACUGACGCCGGCGAAUCGACACUCAUGGUUGGCGCCGACUCUCCCGAGAUCUACGAGGCCGUCAAGCCCGUACUCUCAGCAAUGGCAGGUUACCUAUUCCAUAUGGGUCCCCUCGGCUCUGGCCACGCCAUGAAAACACUCAACAACUACAUCAUGGCAUCCAGCAUCUGCGCACUGAACGAUAGCCUCGUAACAGGCCAGAAAUGGGGUCUGGAUCCGCAGAAGAUGAUCGACGUGCUGAACGUCGGGACGGGCGUAUGCUUCCCCACGCUGGACACGUUUCGGCGCGAUGCGCUGCCGAGAACAUUCAACUCUGGGUUUGGGCUUGCGCUACUCGUGAAGGACUUGGGCAUCACGCAGGAAUUCAUGGAUAACAGUCAGUUCGAAACGGAGUUGCCUGGGCUACUGAAGAGGUAUCUGGGAGACGCGUUAAAGGAAGUGGAUGAGCGGGCUGACCAUACGGAGUCGUUGAGGGGGUGGGAGAAGAGGGCGGGAUUUGAGGUGAAGAAGACUGAGGAGGUGCAGAGGAUUCCUGAGGAGGACUUUAAACACCGGUUGGAGGGUGUCAACAGGGAGUUGUAG